AUGAGUGAAGUUAGAGAAAUUGAAGAGUUUGAAAAUAAUUCCAAGACUAUCAUAAAGGAGGAGCAAGAUGAGGAAUUAGAGACUCAAGAAGAAAUAAAGGUGUCAGAUUUUAGUCUAGACGCCUCAGAUGGUCCAUUCUCGUUAUUACCUAUUAUCGAAGAUCUAUCGGGAAAGCUGAAUUAUACAUGCUGUGAAUCAUACGCAGAGCAUAUCUACUUAGGGACAGAAACAGGUGAAUUGCUCCAUUAUUUUGAAAUUGAAACUGGGAAUUAUUUUCUUGUAUCAAGAAUAAAAUUAGACGACUCUAAAGCUGAACCAAUAGACAAAAUUAUCUUACUUCCAUCAAUUGAGAGAGCAGGUGUUUUAAGUCAAGGGAUUUUGACACUUUUUUUACUCCCAGAGUUUGCACCAGUUCCAAAUUCAAAAUGCUUAAGGAGCAUAAACGAUGUUCAAAUUAUUAAGAAUAAUAUGAUAAAUAGUAUAAUGGUUUUUUUUUUAGAUCAUAGCGCAAUAUAUCAAGUUUCUAGCAGUUCCUUCAAUUUAUUAAAAAAGUUUGAUAACCUAUGUGAUGUUAGAAAAGCCUUAAUUAAAAAAGAUAAAUUGAUUUUAGCCCAACGUAAUGAGUACAUGAUAUUUGAUAUGUUAGCAAAUAAAGAAGUUCCGUUAUUUAAAGUAUCUGAGACCGAUAGUGCUCCUAAUGAAAUUGGUAGUAAUGGCUUAAUACCAAUUAUUGCAGAUUUUAGUUCGAAAGAGGUAUUGGUUUGUUCAGGUGGUUCAUCAUACGAAAAUGAAGCUAUGGCUCUUGUGAUAAAUUUGGAUGGUGAUAUUACUCAAGGAACAAUUGCAUUAAGGAAUUAUCCAAGAGAUAUCGUUGUUUUUUUCCCUUAUGUGAUGGUGAAUAUUGAUUUUCAAGAAAUAGAUAUCUUCAAAUUAGUAAGCAAUGAAAAUCCAAUUCUGAUACAGACUAUAAAAUAUAAUAAUAUCAAUAAUGAACGAUUGACGGAUAUUCGACUAAUGUUUAACAAAGUGAAUAAAUUCUUCCAUAGUGAUGCUUAUCUAACAAAUGCAGAUGACAAAAGAUUACAAAAAAUAGAUCAAAUAAUAGAUAAAUUAAGGUCUUCUCCACUAGUAAUAUCAAAUAAUAAAUUAAACAUGGAUGUUAUCAAGGAAAGCCCUCCUACUACUGUAGAGUAUCGAAUAGAUAGAGAGAAGGCAUUUAUUAAAGAUAUUAUCAAUUUCAGCACAAAUUUAAUAUUUUAUGAUAAUUUUGCUGUAUACGAAACUUUCCAAAUGCCAUUUUUUAUGGAGAUUAAAAAUUAUAAUGAAAUUCAAAUAGUAAAUAUCGAAAAGUAUUUGACUUCCAACAGUAACAAUGCUCAAUUAAAUAGAAUUCAACAAGUAGAAAUAAAAUACUUGAAGUUAUUGCACCAUCUGCUAGUACUGUUGCAUUGUGAUAUAAUUGAUAAAAAUUCUAUUAAGCUAUGGUGUUGGGAUAUGAAAUAUAUUGAUAUAAGAAUAUUAUUAUAUUUGUUUGAUCUAAUAAUACUGGGGGAAUGUUGGUGUCCUAACGGGUUAUUAUCUUUUAUAAAUAAAUUAAAAUCUUUAAAGGUAAUCAAUAAAUUAAGUUCACAAUCAGAAAUCUUGGAGUAUUUAAAAAUCAUGAAACAAUAUCUUAUUAAGAAAUAUUCUAACGAUAAAGAUUUCAUUGAAUAUAAUAUUAUAAUGAUAACACUUGAUGUGAAUAUUUUUAUGCAACAAUUAAACUCUAAAAUUAAAAUUAAUUUAGAUGAUUUCGAAGAGAUAAGUUUAAAUGCAAUUAUUAAGACAAUUAAAGACAAUAAUACGAUUGAGCAAAAAUCCUUAUUGACAGAAAUAUACAUAAAACAAGGCAUGGUUGACGAUGUAAUUGCAAUUUUAAAGGAAGAUAAAAAAUACUUAAAUUUACUCAAUUUUUUAAUAAAAAACGUUGACAACUUGACAAAUGAUUAUAAACAAAACAAUAUUUUAACUGAUCUUGCUACAAUUAUUACAAAUGAGUCUUUUGAUGGUAAUCAUAGUGAUAAGAAUAAAAAUGAUAAUGAAAUAAUAAAAAAAACUUUAAAACUGAUGUCAGAUAUUCAUAUAGAUUAUCACGCUAUUUUAGAUUUAAUAGAUAAUAUCAGUUUAAAAGUCCAUAUACUUGAAAUUAUAGGCAUUGAAGAUAGACAAGACAAAGGUUUUUUAAUGGAUUAUUACAUUGGAAAGAUGUACGAGAUAAUCAUUAAGGAAGCUUUAUCAGGCGCUUUUGAAAAAAUUGUUAAUGAAUAUCGUGAUGAUUUAAAUUAUAGUAAACCAAACAUUUUGGAAUAUCUCAGGUGCAAGUUCAAGUAUGAUUCAAAAUUUUCCAGAUUUCAGACUCAAUAUGAGCGUAUCAUUAAACUUUGUAAAGGUGAUGAUCAUUUAUCGAAUCAAUUAUAUGAACAUAUAAUAAAAUUUAGUAAAGACGACAAUUAUACACAUGAUAUUUUAGUAAUUUUAUUCUUUUUUGAUUAUGAAGAUAGAAAUGUUCACAAGAAAUUAGUUUGUCAUCAUUUAAACGAUAAACAACUUUUAAAUCAGGCAUUGAAAUAUAAUGAUUUCAAAGAAGUUGAUAAAAGGAUAGAUAAAUUUAACAUACUAGAAGUUUUAAGAUGGAUAACAAAUAUAGCAAAAAUUCCUUAUUCUAGUGAAUUAAUUUGUAAAAUUUUAAUUAAGCAUCGACAAAUCUAUGAAAAUAAUAAGUCUCUGAUACUUGAAAUGAUUCGGGAUAUAAUUCCAAAGGAAUCGCCAGUUGCAAUUAUAUCACCAUUCCUUAUAUCUGUAUUAAACCAAGAAAAGUCAUUAGCAGAGGAUGUUACAAUUAAAAAGAUGCUUUUGAAAAGUGAAUUAAAUAGGUUCAAUGAAGUUUUAGGCAUCGUGGAUAAGAUAGAGGAUUAG
Molecule: messenger RNA, 2955 nt
Organism: Arxiozyma heterogenica
Lineage: Eukaryota; Fungi; Ascomycota; Saccharomycetes; Saccharomycetales; Saccharomycetaceae
Gene: VPS3
Product: CORVET complex subunit VPS3
Exons: 1
Coding region: 1-2955 (984 amino acids)
Biological process (GO): vesicle-mediated transport; endosomal vesicle fusion; autophagy
Cellular component (GO): cytoplasm; fungal-type vacuole membrane
Source: RefSeq, a predicted model, not a curated record